CGAAAAGAUUACUUCCGGUAUCUCGCUUCCGUUUGCAAGCUUGCGAAAGUUUUACGAGGUGAAGGUACUGACGAAUAAUAGUAAUGGCUGACUUUGGAUAUGCUCGAUAUGGGGAGGAUGACGAAGAUCAGGAAGAUGAUGACUUUGACCCACAGUUUCGGUUUGGAAGCCGAGAUGGUCUGAUCUUCUUGGUGGACUGCACGAAGGACAUGUUUGACUGUGAUGAUGACGAUGAGGAAUCUCACUUCCAAGUCUGUAUGAGGUGUGUACAGACUUGCAUGCAGAACAAGAUCAUAGGCAGUGACAAGGAUUUCAUGGGUGUUGUCUUCUUUGGAACAGACAAAAGUGAAAAUCCAACUGAUUUCAAACGUAUCUACAUCUACCAGACUCUGGACCAGCCGGGUGCUCCGCGUAUUCUAGAGCUUGAGGAGCUACAAGAGAAGGGUUUCAAGAAGUUUGGCACCAAGUAUGGUCACAGCGAUGCCUUCUCCCUCAGUGAGGCUCUGUGGACAUGUGCUAGCAUGUUCUCAAACUGCACCCAGAAGAUCAACUACAAGAGAGUGAUGCUGUUCACCAACAAUGAUGAUCCACAUGCAGGAAAUGCUCAAUAUCAGCGCCAGGCUAAGACAAAAGCAAGUGACCUUCAUGAGACUGGGAUUGACCUUGAACUGAUGCACAUGCAGAAGCCAGGGGAGAGGUUUGAUGUGUCCAAGUUCUACAAGGAUCUUCUGUACGCAGAUGAUGAUGAGCUCACAGAGUUACCUGACCCUGCUGAGAGGUUGGAAGAACUGCUCACCAGAGUACGAUCUAAGGACCACAAGAAGAGGGCGCUCCGUAGGAUUCCUUUCUCUCUUGGAGAUGGCCUGGACUUCUCUGUUGGAGUGUACAAUCUUGUUCGGAGUUGUCCUAAACCAUCAGCUGUGAAGCUGUCUCGGGACACAAACGAGGAACUAAAAAGUCACUCCAAGACAUACCUGGAGGAUACUGGAGAAGUUCUGAUGCCACAAGAUCUAAAGAAAGCUCAGACCUAUGGCAGUAGGAGAAUCUGUUUUGAAAAUGAUGAGGUGACUGAGAUUCGCAGGUUCGGCUCUUCAGGACUCACGCUGAUGGGGUUCAAACCUCGGAGCUCUAUAAAGAAGCACCACCAUGUUAAACCAGCCUCCUUCAUAUACCCGGAUGAGAGUACUUACGCUGGUAGCAUGACCGUGUUCACAGCUCUCUUGCGGAAAUGUCUGGACCGUGACGUUGCACCCAUCUGUAAAUACAUUCCUGGAAAAAACAAUCCGCCCAAGUUUGUUGCUUUGAUGCCUCAGGAGGAGGAAGUUGAUGAACACAAAGUACAGACCAUUCCACCAGGGUUCCACGUCAUCUUCCUGCCCUUCGCCGACGACUUCCGCAAAGUCCCUGCCGAGGACUGUCCAAGAGCAACUACAGAGCAGAUUGACAAGGCCAAGGAUGUGAUCAAAAAGCUGCAGUUUAAGUUCUCCAGUGAGUCCUUCGAGAACCCAGUCCUGCAGAACCAUUGGCGGAACAUAGAAGCUCUGGCACUGGACCGGGAUGUUCCAGAUGAAUUGGUCGACUAUACCAAGCCCAAUGAUGAAAAGAUGAAGAAGCGUGCUGGACACACUAUUGAUGAUUUCAAAGACCUUGUGUUCCCUGAAGACUAUGUCCCGGGGGCCAAGAGGAAGGCAGCCCCGAGUGAGUCAGCAGCUGCCAAGGCCGCCAAGCUCGCUACAGCGAUGGUGGACCUCGACAUCAAGAAGGAGGCCCAGGCUGGCCGGCUGGGUAAACUAACUGUGGCAGUGCUGAAGGAGUUUAUCAAGAAAGAGAAGAUCCCAUCAUCAGGAUCAAAGAAGGCCGACUUGAUUGAUGCCAUCAGUGCCCACUAUGGCGUGGAGUGACAGCGUUGUUGGCAACUCAAGUCCUCACAUGGAGACUCGGUUUGACUUGUCUUGAAAGUGUUGUCAUGUAGUCGGCAGGAAGAGGCUGUUUGCACAUUAUAUUCCCAUUUUAUCAUCACCAAGUUGUAGACUUUGUUAAAAAAUAGUGACAGUUGAACUACACACCAUAUAGCAAUGUUCCUACCUUUGGAUUCGUACAAGUUUAUUGCAUCAUGGACUGGUUCCACAACUGAUAUUAGCUCCACAACUGGCAUUAAUAGAAACUUGUCAAAACUGUUAGCUGAUAGCUCUGUUGAACAGAACUCAGCACUUAAAAGAAUGUAAGAAACAUAAUGUAAGCAUGAGGUUGUUUUAUUUAAUGAUUACGUUUCAAGGUAUGUGGUAUGAAAUAUCAAGGAUUUCAUCAUCAAAUUCGGUGUUCACCUGGUGGCGAUUUCUGUACAAAGGGACAUAACUCAGUACCCACUACACGUCUCCAGACAUUUGUUGGUUUCAUUGGGAACAUUUCCAUAUGGGUUUAGCAGUUUUUACUCAUUCUGUUGUUCUUUGUGGCAUUUCUAUGUUUAUAGAAAUAAACGUGUUUCCUAAA
This is a messenger RNA of Haliotis rubra (blacklip abalone), 2490 nucleotides long. RefSeq names its product X-ray repair cross-complementing protein 6-like. The transcript is spliced from 20 exons. Gene Ontology annotation, cellular component: Ku70:Ku80 complex; nucleus. Gene Ontology annotation, biological process: telomere maintenance; double-strand break repair via nonhomologous end joining; cellular response to gamma radiation. Bases 84 to 1901 code for a protein of 605 amino acids. The record is from RefSeq and is a predicted model, not a curated record. Lineage: Eukaryota; Metazoa; Mollusca; Gastropoda; Lepetellida; Haliotidae. Gene Ontology annotation, molecular function: double-stranded DNA binding; telomeric repeat DNA binding; damaged DNA binding.